Messenger RNA from Mytilus californianus (California mussel), 4391 nucleotides. RefSeq names its product regulator of chromosome condensation-like. Gene Ontology annotation, molecular function: guanyl-nucleotide exchange factor activity. Bases 46 to 1356 code for a protein of 436 amino acids. The record is from RefSeq and is a predicted model, not a curated record. The transcript is spliced from 11 exons. Gene Ontology annotation, cellular component: cytoplasm. Lineage: Eukaryota; Metazoa; Mollusca; Bivalvia; Mytilida; Mytilidae.
CAAAGUUCAACAUCUGCAGAAACCGUUAUUUGACUUGUGUGAAAGAUGCCAGGUAGAGGGAAAAAGAGAGGUCGAAGUUCAGGUUCAGGUUCUACAGAUGUCACACCAGACGCUAAGAAAAGAGUUAUCAUUCAAGAUAAGGAUAAUUCCAAAAAUAUCAAAGUAACACAUCACACACACCCAGAUUUUACAGUGCCUGGUAUCCCUCUUACAUUGGGGGAAGGAGAUGUCGGCCAGCUUGGACUGGGAGAAGAUAUCAUGGAGAGGAUGCGUCCAGCACUUGUAAAACUUGAUGACAAAAUUGUACAAGUGUUUGCAGGGGGUAUGCACACAGUGUGCUUAACCAACAAGGGAGAGAUAAUUACAUUUGGUUGCAAUGAUGAAUCAGCACUUGGAAGAGAUACUUCAGAAGAAGGGUCAGAGAUGUACCCAGCCAAAUUAAACCUACCUUACAAAGUUAUUCAAGUUAGUGGUGGAGAUAGUCAUACAGCUGUUUUAACUGAAGAUGGCCAUGUGUAUGCCUGGGGUAACUUUCGUGAUGCAAAUGGAUCAAUGGGCCUAACCUCUGGUGGUAUAAGGAAAGAACCCCUUGAGAUGUGUCCAGGGGAGACUGUUGUAAAAAUAGUGUCUGGAGGAGAUCAUUUAGUCUGUCUAACUAACAAAGGGGAAAUAUUUACAGGAGGCUGCGCAGAACAAGGCCAGUUAGGAAGAGUAGCUGAGUGCUUUGCAGGACGAGGAAGCAGGAGGGGUGUAGAUUCUAUAUUAAAAAUGGGGCCUGUACGGUGCCGAAUACACAGUAGUAGAAAGCAUGCCACAUUUUCAGACAUCUGGGCAGGACAAUAUGUUACCUUUGCCAAAGAAAAAGAGUCCGGUGAUAUUUAUUCUUGGGGACUUAAUAACUACUUUCAGAUAGGCUUUGAUGAUAUGCAGAACAGAUUUAUACCAGAGUGGGUUCCAUCAUUUGCAGCUCAUAAUAAACAAUGGACCAAAAUCCAAGCAGGACAACAUCAUACCAUGUUGUUAGAUGAGGAAGGAAAAGUGUAUACGAUAGGAAGAGCAGAGUAUGGCAGGUUAGGAUUGGGUGAGAAAAGUGGAGAAAUGUCAGAGCCCACACUAGUAACAAAAUUAAGUGAUAAGUGUAUAGACAUUGCUGCUGGACAGUCUGUGUCGCUGGCAUUAACAGCAGAUGGUACUGUCUAUGGAUGGGGCAUGGGAACUAGUAGACAGCUUGGUACAGGAAAUGAGGAGGAUGUAUGGGAACCAGUCAAGAUGUCGGGGAAACAAUUGGAAACCAGAACUGUUGUGGGUAUAUCGGCUGGAGGACAGCAUACAGUUUUAUUAGCAAUAGACAAAUAGACAAAAAGACAAAGUCAUAGCAAUAGAAAAUGUCAGGCAGAUUCCAGGCUGUAAAUGUUUGAAUGAAUAAGAAUGUUAAAUGAAAGUAUAAGAUAAUAAUUAUUGGAUAUGAUUGUUUCCAUUUAAAGUAGAAAAAAUUUAAAACAAGUUUAAUGUUUGACAGAAUGUUCUUAUUAAUGUCUGGCUUGUUGCAGAAUGCGAAACAUAGGGAUUACAAAUUAAAACAUCUGUGAUAUAAUUUUUUUCAAUUUCAAAUAUCUUGCUGUAUAGCAUCUUGUCUGUCAAUAAAUAGCAACAUUGUAUUUAACAUGUUGUUUAUUUAAAAAAUAAGAUGCAAAUAAACUAAAUUUUUGUCAAAAAGUCUUUAUUUAUAUUUUGAUAACAUGAAUUCCAAUACAGAAGUUCCUUAGUGUUGAUUAAUGGCAAACAUGCUUAUGGGAGUAUUUUUACUUUCUUAUAUGGAAGCUGCCAUCAGACAUUCUAUGAUCUUAUCCUAGGUUUUAACCAUGGUUUUAUACAGUUUUAUCUUUGAAGUUGAUUCAGAAUCAUAACAGGCAGCAAACACAAUAAAGAUCAAUGGUGAUAUUGAUGAUCACAUAGAAUGAAAUGGUAUUGUAUGUAUUUGUGUACGUGUGAAAUGACUUGCUGAGCAAAUUUGACAAAUUUUAUAACAUAACCAAAAAGUUUUAUAUAUUUUUAGUGCCAUUGUUUUGUUACAUUAUAGGUCUCACCAGAUUUUCAAUUGAUUUUUAACUUCUGUUUUCAACAAAUAUUGAAUAUUGUUUUUGGCUUAAACAUCUGAUUUAAACAAAAAAAUAUAUCUCAUACCUGAUUGUCAUGAUUGUAGUGACAUUUCUUCUUCAUUUCUUCUAAAAAAAAAAAAAUUUGUGAAUAUUGAAAUGAAAAAACUUUACGGUUGGUUACUCUUUAUCUAACUUUAAAAGGUAAAACGUAUACAUUUUGUUUUUUGUUUGAUAUUUGUUUCCUGAAAAUGUAAAAGAGUUGCUGAUAGCAUAUUUAAGUCCAACUUUAAAAUAAAAAAUUGAACUGUUGCUGCCAUAGAAUAGAGGAAAGAUCAGGAAAUAAUUGCUUUACAUGCAAUGUUUACUGUUUUUUUUUACCUCUUCCACUCCAUAUAAGAAAUUUUGCUUAUGUAUUCAUGGGACUUUUUAUCAACCCUUUUUCAUAUUAAAAAGAGAAAUAAAUUUUUAUCUUUAUUUGUUUCACAAAAAAAUAAUUCAACCACCUUAAAUACAUCAAUGUAUAUUUAGUAAAAGUAAAAGCUAGGUAUCAAUAAAAUGUGAAAUUCAUUCAUACUUCAUUUAUAAUGGCUGUUGUAAUAAAACUGAAAACAAGUAAUACGGAAUUAAACCUGUUCUAAUGAAAUUUUGGUUUCUUCAACCUUAAGAUUGUGGGCCAGGAAAUUAGGGUGAUAUUUUGAUACCCAAUAAACAGACAAUACUGAUCACUGUUAGUUUAUGGUAUGUACUUGAAAAAUACUCUACAACAUUGUCUACUGAUCUUGCAUUUCCUUAUUUGGAAUAUAAAACAAGCUGGUUUUUUUUGAUUUGCCAUACAUGUGGAUUUAUUUUAAUUCGUUUAUUUUCUGUUAGCUUAUCCUGUACUCUUUAUUCUGCCUUAAGAAUAUAAGAUAUAUUGAUUCUACCACUGCAUCAAAUGUGAUACAAUAUUUCUGAGAUCUGAGAAAGUAUAAAUUUGCCAAGAAUAAGUGAAUACAUUUUUUAUUCAUACCUCAGGUUAUCUACAACUUCCCUAAUCUCAGGGUCAAUCAUAUAUCAUUGUAUGACAUGUAAUAAGAUCUUACUUAUAUCAUUGUAUGACAUGUAAUAAGAUCUUACUUAUCUCAUUGUAUGACAUGUAAUAAGAUCUUACUUAUAUUUUUUAUUGUCAAAUGAAGUCAUUUGUAAAACUGUUUGUCUACAACAUUAAUGAUAUGCAUGUAACAAGCUUUAACCAUUAUUAUGUUUGAGUAGAUAUAAGUUCCUUCCAAAUAGCUCAUUUAUUUCUGGAAAAUUCCUUAUAAAAAUUGUUACCAUUUAAUUUUGAAUACUUACAUAUUAGUUAACUUUAUAAUAUUGUUUUUAACUAAGAAAUAUAUAUUUUUGCUUGAAACAGAAUUGAAAUUAAUUGAAGCAUGCUAUUUUAGGACUGUUACCAUCAAAUGUAUCAAAUCAUUUCAUAAUUAAAAAAGUUAAUAUAUCAAGUUCAUGCCACGUAGAUUUCUGACUAGUAUAACCUUGGUCUUUUAAGGUAUGAAUUAACUCUCCUCAUAAUAAGAAAUAUUAUCCAGUAUUUAGCAAAUCAUCAGAGGAAAUUUGAAUUUAAACAUAGAAAAUUUGGGUAUAUUAUAUUUAAGGGUCGGAGCGUUCUUCUCAGACUGUUAACAGAUAAUGACAUCUUUUUACAUCACAACAUCAGAUCAGACAUUUUUGUUUAUAUAGAAUUUUGACUGGUGAAUGACCAAUGCUAGUCUGACUGACAGCAUAAUUGUGUCAUUAUUAACCAUAUAUAUAUAUAUAUAUAUAUAUAUACCACAAUGUUAUAGCAGUGAAUUAAUUUUAUGUGAGGAAGCUGAUAGAAUAUUGUAAGCAAUAAUAUAGCAGACAUUAUUUUUAAUAGUUCACAUGUACUUUAUUGAUAGAACUUAAAGGUUUAUUGACUAACUGGAAUUAAAUAAUUAUAUCCACUGAAAUUGAAACCCCUCAUGGUUGUUAAACAACUUUAAUUACAUCAAUGAAUUCAUAAUGAAUUUUUAGAUUUCAGCUAUUUUUAUAUAAAUAUGAAAUGAUCUCUGCUGAAAGUGAAGAUAUAGUAAUAACUUGGUUCAUUUUUAGAAAGUUACAAUUGAUGUAUGUUUGUUUAUUUGUGAAAUGUGCUGCACUUGGUGGAAAUGUAUAAUUUUUUAGUAACAAUUUUGCAUGUGCUCAUUUUUUCCCCUAAAAAAUUGUAUUCAGUUCAAUAUUGUAACUUUUUAGCCAUUAUAAUUUUUAUGAAUUAAAAUAUAAAACAAUGUU